AUGAACGUGCGACCACCCAUCGAGGCCUCAAGCUCCGAGGCUGUCUUGUCCGUCUCUUUCAACAAUGAUGCGAGUUGUUUCUCCGUCGGCCUUGAUUCUGGUAUUUGUGUCUUCCAUACCAAAUCAUGCCUUCUCAAAGCCUCGAGAGAUUUCAACGCCGGAAUCGGCCUCGUUCAGAUGAUGGGCACGACUAAUUACCUGGCUCUAGUUGGUGGUGGCAGGUCGCCCAAGUUUGCUAUGAACAAAGCCAUAAUAUGGGACGACAUGAAAGGCAAAGUUGCUCUAGAACUUACAACUCUCACAGCAGUACGAGGCGUUCAAUUAGGCAGGGAGCGCAUCGCUGUUGUCUUACAGAACAGCGUCCGGGUCUACUCUUUCACCAAGCAUCCAGAUUUACUACACAUAUACGAAACCGCGGACAACCUCGCAGGCCUAUGUUGUCUCUCGGACAAGAAGCUCGCUUUUCCUGGUCGAACUGCUGGACAAAUACAACUCGUCGAGUUGGCGACUGGUAACGUCAGCAUUAUUCCAGCCCAUUCUUCUGCACUAAAGGCAAUUGCUUUGAGCCCGGAUGGAGAACUCCUCGCCAGUGCAAGCGAAAAGGGUACUCUCAUCCGUGUUUAUUCUACAAGCAACUGUGCAAAACUUGCCGAGCUUCGCCGUGGAAUUGAUCCUGCUACUAUCUUCUCUCUCGCCUUUUCCCACUGUGGUACUAUGCUCGCCUGCACUUCGGACAAAUCCACUCUACACGUAUUCGAUGUACCUCAUCCACGGAAGCCAGGGAUGAACCGAAGUCAACAGAUUGGCACGCCUGGAGCUGAUGCUGGAGACGGGACAGGGAAGUGGGGCAUCCUUAGCAAGAUUCCCUUGAUGCCUCGAUUGUUUUCCGACGCAUACUCCUUCAGCUCGACCCAUUUCGAGGCUGGAGAUGAAGCUGCGAUAGGUGGGAUUCCUUUCUCAGAGAGCACUGUCUUGGGAACAUCCCGGCCACCAAAGGGUGUCAUCGGAUGGAUCGGCGAUGACAGCCUGGUGGUCAUAGGUGCAGGACACGACGCGCGAUGGGAGAAGUUUGUUAUUGUCGAUGGCGAAGAUGGGAAGCGACACUGCGUUAGGGAAGGGUGGAAGCGGUAUUUGGGUAACACAUGA
Messenger RNA from Fusarium pseudograminearum CS3096, 1146 nucleotides. RefSeq lists its product as uncharacterized. Gene Ontology annotation, cellular component: phagophore assembly site membrane; cytosol; extrinsic component of membrane. The record is from RefSeq and is a predicted model, not a curated record. The coding region runs from base 1 to 1146 and encodes 381 amino acids. Gene Ontology annotation, molecular function: phosphatidylinositol-3,5-bisphosphate binding; phosphatidylinositol-3-phosphate binding; protein binding. NCBI's taxonomy places the organism in Eukaryota, Fungi, Ascomycota, Sordariomycetes, Hypocreales, Nectriaceae. The transcript is spliced from 4 exons. Gene Ontology annotation, biological process: protein lipidation; autophagy of mitochondrion; nucleophagy.